This is a messenger RNA of Erythranthe guttata (spotted monkey flower), 731 nucleotides long. RefSeq names its product mitochondrial ribosomal protein L11 (gene MRPL11). Gene Ontology annotation, molecular function: large ribosomal subunit rRNA binding; structural constituent of ribosome. The record is from RefSeq and is a predicted model, not a curated record. Gene Ontology annotation, cellular component: ribosome; large ribosomal subunit. Lineage: Eukaryota; Viridiplantae; Streptophyta; Magnoliopsida; Lamiales; Phrymaceae. Gene Ontology annotation, biological process: translation.
UAUCACACUCGCCGCCGUUCUACACCCAUUUCAUUUUUCCUCCACCCCUAAAAGCCGACAAUGGCGACGCUGAAAGAGAUUCUAACUCGACGCCCUGUGGCGGCGACGAUCCGGCUCACCGUGCCAGCUGGCGGAGCGAAGCCGGCGCCGCCGGUGGGUCCAGCGUUGGGUCAGUACAGGCUGAAUCUAAUGGCGUUCUGCAAGGACUUCAACGCGCGUACACAGAAGUACAAGGCUGAAACCCCAAUGGCAGUCACCAUAACCGCGUUCACAGAUAACACCUUCGAAUUCUCGGUGAAGUCUCCAUCCGUAUCGUGGUACCUGAAGAAGGCGGCCGGAAUCGAGUCCGGCAGCAGCCGCCCCAGUCACGUGACCGCCUCCACAAUCACCGUCAAGCACGUGUACGAGAUCGCGAAGAUCAAGCAGAGCGAUCCGUUCUGCCAGUACAUGUCUCUCGAAUCAAUUUCCAAGUCCAUCAUCGGAACUGCCAAUUCCAUGGGGAUUAAGGUUCAGAAGGAGCUCGAUUAAAUUUCAAUUUUAUGGUAAAUCUUUUUUUUUUUUUACUUUCACAUUUGAACUGUAGUAAUUCUGUAUUGCGAAAAUUCGAUCUUAAUUUCGCAAUGAAUAAUUCUUACAAUGAGUAGUCAAAUGUGGAUUGGGCUUAAUAUUUAGGGUUUGUGUUUUUUGUUGUUGUUUGUUUCGAUUAUCUUCUAUUCAACACCUUUUGUUUA